AUGGUAGCGAAACAAACAACUUAUAGAGGAACCAGUGGAACUCCUCAAAUUUAUCGCUACAAUAAAUGGGGCUAUAUUUGUGACAUUGGAUUUGAUAAGGAUGAUGCCAAAGUAGCCUGUCGAGAACUUGGUUUGCCAACGAAAUAUGUGCGAGUAGCCUCUGGUAUAUUUCGAAGAAGUACCAGAAUACACCUGAUCAAUGUCAUUUGCAACGGUGAUGAGGAAACUCUGUCAGACUGCUAUGAGAAAUAUACUUAUCAUUACUUCUGUCAUGGCUACAUCGUGGUGUGGAUCUCAUGUGAUAGUGGAAAGCAGUUCUGUUUUUAUUUUGACUACUUCCUUUAUGGACGAGGAUCAAUAAGGAUCUCCACAAUAGACAUUUCGCACUUGGAAUCUACGGUAGCAGAUCUGUCUGGGUCACAGCAGAAGUGGACAACCAAAGACACGCAAAUAAAUGGAAAAAAACUUAUACAUAAGAUAAAGAUCAGAAUGGAGGAGAGGACUGCUAUUGACAGAAUUAUCGUAGCAGGGUCCAGAUGUGUUUGUUCAAACUGGACAUUUGGUCAAAACUGUGACAAAUGCGCCUGUGUCCGAAUGCACACACAAUCCUGUGACAAAACCACCGGUGCGUGUCUAUGUAAAAAAGGAUUUACUGGAGAUGCCUGUCAGUGUGAGGCUAAUGGAAAACCCUGUCUCCGUGGUGUAAGAUUGGUGAAUGGAAACACAACAAACAUGGGCAGAGUAGAAGUGGUCACCGAAGGCAUAUGGUCCACAGUCUGUGACGGAAACUGGGAUGAUAAUGACGCAACAGUUGUUUGCAAACAACUAGGGCUUGGAAAUUCUGGUAUCGCAAUGAAGAAUGCUGCUUUUGGAAAAGGAGUUGGUCCUAUUCAUGUAGACAAAUUUGCCUGUAAAGGAGAUGAGAAUGAUUUGUUAAAAUGUUCAUUCACUAGAUCUUCAUGUGACCACUCUGAUGAUGCAGGAGUAGUAUGUGUCAAUCAAUCGAAUAUAAUUCGACUGAGAGAUGGUACAGACCGGACAAAUGGUCGUCUAGAGAUCAAACUUGACGAAAGUGGAUCCUGGGGCAGAGUUUGUAGCCAACGUUUUGGAGAAUCGGAUGCCAGAGUAGCAUGUCGACAGUUAGGUCUACCCACGAGAUCUGUUGAAGCAAAAACUUAUGCACCAGGAUCAGGAACGAUUCUUUUAACCAGACUGGGAUGCAAUGGGGAUGAAGAUGCUAUUCAGUUGUGCUAUGGGAUCAGAAAUCCCAGUAGUUGUCGUUAUUAUGAUGACGCCGGUAUUUCUUGCUCAAAUGAUUGUCCGUCAUUCACAUAUGGAAAAGAAUGUGAAGAUGACUGUAAUUGCGACCGUAGUAAUUCCUUGUCAUGUGACAAAGACACUGGGGAGUGCAUGUGCAAGAGUGGAUGGUCAGGUACCCGUUGCACGUGUGAACGACGAAUAAAAUGUGACGAAAAUUCGUACUGUGACGGGUUCAAAUGCCUCUGUAAUGAUGGCUUUUUCAGGAAACCAACCAACUGCUCAGAUGUCACAGACGUAUUGUAUUCCUGUUCGUUUGAAACAGAUUUUGAAACAUGUUCGAUUAAGAACUAUGGAUUAAUGCAAUGGACGAAACACUAUAAUGGGACACCUAGUUAUAACACAGGUCCUUACAGGGCAAAAGAGGGGAUAUACUACGUGUAUACAGAAGCAUCCUCGCAAUCCACUGGCAAUAAAGGAGUAAUGAAAAUACCAGUUUCCAAUUUAAAUUUCAGUAUGUCGCUUUGGCUUUUCGAGUAA
Saccostrea echinata is the source of this 1797-nucleotide messenger RNA. RefSeq names its product scavenger receptor cysteine-rich type 1 protein M130-like. Bases 1 to 1797 code for a protein of 598 amino acids. The transcript has 12 exons. Gene Ontology annotation, cellular component: membrane. Lineage: Eukaryota; Metazoa; Mollusca; Bivalvia; Ostreida; Ostreidae. The record is from RefSeq and is a predicted model, not a curated record.